Molecule: messenger RNA, 2163 nt
Organism: Episyrphus balteatus (marmalade hoverfly)
Lineage: Eukaryota; Metazoa; Arthropoda; Insecta; Diptera; Syrphidae
Exons: 8
Coding region: 104-2119 (671 amino acids)
Biological process (GO): proteolysis
Molecular function (GO): serine-type endopeptidase activity
Source: RefSeq, a predicted model, not a curated record
UCGUCUAGAGUUGUUUUAAAAUAAAUUCAAUUUCUCAUAACCGUAUUUUGAAAUAAAUGUAUUAUUCAAGUUAGUUGUUUUGGUUUAUAAAUUGAUAUAAAAAAUGAUUUUACUAACAUUUACUUUCGUGAUACUUACAUUAUUUUGUGAAAAAUCAUUAUCUAUGUAUCCAAAUGUUCCAUGUCCUAAUAUAUUUCGAUACGUGCGAGCUUAUGAUCUUGAAAUGGGACUCAUAACUCUUGAGAAUGUGAAUUAUGGAGAAACUGUAUUAGAAGUCGAACUUUCACAACCUGGAAGUUUAUAUCCGGGCAUGGAAGGAUAUCUUAAUUUAAACUUCGAUGAGAAUAAAAUUUCAGAUUAUGUAAGAUCAGGAACUCCAUUUACCUACAAGGUAAAUUUUCCUUUAAAAAAUGUUGUUCCUCAUGUCAGUGCCAUAAGAAUAAAUGGUCACACUAUUUGUUAUGGUCGUACAGUUCCUCCACCAAGUACAACAAUAACGUUAAGAAAUACUUUGACAGUACCAGAGCCGUUCAAUUUUCAUCAAUUAUAUAACCAACGAGGACCGUCUUGGACAAUUUCACCAACAUUACAAACUCAAUAUCCAAGCGUCCCUUGUCCAAAUGUAUUUCGAUAUGUUCCUGUUAGUGAUUUGGAUAUGGGAUUAAUAACUAUUGACAGUUUGAACUAUGGCGUGAAUGUUUUGGAGCUGGAACUAUCGCAGGCUGGAUCAAUAUAUCCGGGCAUUGAAGGAUAUCUGAAUUUAAACAUUGAUGAGCAUGAAGUUUCUGAAUACUUAAGAUUAAGAAGACCAAUUACCUAUAAAGUUAAUUUUCCGCUUAAAAAUGUUAUUCCUCAAGUCAGUGCUAUAAGAAUUAAUGGUAACACAAUAUGCUUUGGUCCGAGAGUUGGUGCACCUAGUACAACAAUGACGUUAACACAUACACUUACAGUUCCAUUUCCACAUAAUACAGAUUCAGGAAGAUAUAUAUUAAGGCCACCAAUGCGUUCACCUUGGGUUUCAGCGACAAAUAAUGAUUCAUGGCCUCAAUAUGGAAAUACUAACUUCAAUAACUUUGACUUAAUGCAACCUAAGGAAGAGUCUAGGAACCCCUUCUUGAGUACUAAUAAUGGCUUCAGAUAUAAUGUUGCAACUCCAAAAACGGAAAUAUCCGAAGGACAAUAUUAUGCUACAGAGAACCCACCAAUUUAUGCUCAAACAAUAGCACCUACUUCAACUACUAUAUCUCCUACAACACCAACACCACAAACUACUACAACAACAACUAUUAAACCUGAAAAGACAGUGUCCCUUGAGUAUAUAAACUCAUUAUGUGGUUUGGAAAACUCUGAUUUUAGAGAAAAAACUUUAAACGGUGAUACAAUACACAAAGCAAGAUUCCCAUGGAUUGUUGCACUUUUUAAAAAGAACUUAGGAACGCUCUCUUUUCAAUGUGGCGGAAGUUUGAUAUCAACACGAACCGUUAUCAGUGCUGCUCAUUGCUUUUAUUCCGAGUUCGAUCAGAUAAAGGAUGAGAAUAUUUUGGUAUCAAUGGGUCGUCAUAAUCUAACGGAUUGGUCAGAUUCAUACAUCACUCAUCGAGAUGUGGAGAAAAUAAUUCGGCAUCCAGAUUAUAGACCAGAAUUGGUUGAUAUCGAUGCAGAUUUAGCAAUUGUUCUGCUAAAAGAAUUGGUUAAUUUCUCAUAUUCAAUAAGGCCAGUAUGUUUGUGGCAAGGACCCAGACAAGUUCGUGAAAUUGUUGGUGUGUCAGGAGUUGUUGUCGGUUGGGGCCGCGAUCAAAGUAACAGCCAUGUCACAACUGCACCCAGAUUAGUUAGUGUCUAUAUUGAUUCGGAAAUAACGUGUAUCAGAUCUAAUCGACAAAUGUUCUAUUUAACUUCAAAUCGAACUGUGUGUGCGGGUAAUCGAAAUGGAACGAGUCCAUGUAAUGGAGAUUCCGGCAGUGGUUUAAUAAUGCACAAUCGAAAUAAAUGGAUGAUUAGAGGGACAGUAUCAGCUGCUCUAGGAAAUGCUGUAAAUCAAUGUAAUUCUGAAAAUUAUGUUGUGUAUACGGAUAUAGCAAUGUUCGUUGAAUGGAUAAAAGAAAAUAUGCUGUUGUAAACAUUUAAUAUAUUUUGUAGAAAUUUAAGGUGUUUAAAAAAUAA